This is a messenger RNA of Carica papaya (papaya), 1179 nucleotides long. RefSeq names its product subunit NDH-M of NAD(P)H:plastoquinone dehydrogenase complex (gene NDHM). Lineage: Eukaryota; Viridiplantae; Streptophyta; Magnoliopsida; Brassicales; Caricaceae. The record is from RefSeq and is a predicted model, not a curated record. Gene Ontology annotation, molecular function: oxidoreductase activity, acting on NAD(P)H, quinone or similar compound as acceptor.
GCACAUAAUGGUUAUCUAAUAAAACAACAAAUCUUAUCCAUACAAAUGAAAUGAAUGGAUCCAAUUCUCGUGGUUUCCUACUAAAAUUUCCAAACCAGGUAGGACUCAACCGGAAUUGCAACUAUAUUGAGAAGUUGAGAAAUUUGAACCACCAAAAAGGCAAUGGCAACCUCUUACAUGACCUGUACGAAGUUUGCUAUGAUGGGUUGUCUUGAAGGAAAAAGAAGAGGACUAAGAAAGAGAAGGGUAGUCUCUGUUUCAGCUCAGCAGCAAGCUGAGGUCCAAGAAGGACAGCAGAGAAAGUUUGAAGAGCAGCAAGAGACAGUGAGGCAACAGGCCAAACAGCCGAGACCUGUUGAACCACAGCUGAAUGUUAAGAGCAAAAACAUGACCAGAGAAUAUGGCGGUCAGUGGCUGAGUAGUGUCACCCGGCACGUCAGAAUCUUUGCUGCCUAUAUUGAUCCAGAGACCUCUGAAUUUGAUCAGACCCAGAUGGAUAAACUCACCCUUAUACUUGACCCUACAGAUGAGUUUGUGUGGACUUCUGAAACUUGCAACAAGGUCUAUUCAUAUUUCCAGGAGCUGGUGGAUCACUAUGAGGGUGCUCCGCUGACGGAAUACACACUUCGUCUCAUUGGUUCCGAUAUAGAACACUAUAUAAGGAAGUUAUUAUAUGACGGUGAAAUCAAAUACAACAUGAAUGCCAAAGUACUCAAUUUCAGCAUGGGGAAGCCACGUGUUCUAUUUAACAGCACUGCCGACCAGCUUCAAGAUGUAGAGUGAUUACAUCAAAAUGUAACCGCAAAUUAAUACAUCGGCUUGUAGCAUGUGAAAAUAACCACAUUUUGAGACAGUUUGCCCUGCAGAGCUAUUGUGUCAUACACCAAUCCAAGCCUAGGGCUUCACAAAAAAAGGACAAUCCUGAAGUUCCAAAUUUUCUGGUCAUUUGCCAUUACUAGACACGUGUUCCAUUUGCAUCAAGAGAUCUAUGGUAUCCAGAGAUCUAUGUUAUCACAGACAAAUCAUCCGGCAGAACUUCUGGCAUCACCUCCAAACAUGCCGAAUCCAACCAUGGUCGAAAUGCUCCUUCAUGGGCCACAUUCUGACAAAGAAACCCAAAAUUUUAGGAAGCAAGUGUUACCACGUGAUUUUUUUCUACAAAUAAAAAAUUGAUAUGCA